Messenger RNA from Desarmillaria tabescens, 495 nucleotides. RefSeq lists its product as uncharacterized. Bases 1 to 495 code for a protein of 164 amino acids. The transcript has 2 exons. NCBI's taxonomy places the organism in Eukaryota, Fungi, Basidiomycota, Agaricomycetes, Agaricales, Physalacriaceae. The record is from RefSeq and is a predicted model, not a curated record.
AUGUCCACCAAAAUUUACAUCGCUCUUAACAUCUUCGAACUUGGCACCUUAAAGGGGAAAUACCACUGGGCAAUUGCGCUCCCUCGACCUGAGUUCAACUACAGGCCAGAUAAACCCCUGGAUCUCUAUCAAUCCGUUUUCGAUGACAAGACAGAUUCGUGGGUAGCAGAUCAUAGGGUAGGGCCUAAUGCCUUAUCGACCCUUGACAUUCUCGAAUUCAUGUUUCUUAUUCAACUCCCAUCCGUUAAUACCUCUUUCGACGAGGUCUCCAAGUUCAUUCAGUUGGAGGAGCCAACUCAAGGAUCAACUCCUCUACCUAGAGAACGAGACGAUUGGUCUUGCGCCCAAGGCUCGGUAGACGACACGGAUGCUUAUUAUGAUUACAUUUGCCGAAUGAAGGGUCUUACUCGUGAAGUGGCUAUGAGUGCUGGAUCCAACAAUCCUCAAUUUGUUGGUCAAGUAGUGAACAAGGUGCGGAUCAUAGACAGACAAUAA